Messenger RNA from Polyodon spathula (Mississippi paddlefish), 858 nucleotides. RefSeq names its product butyrophilin-like protein 1. The transcript has 5 exons. Lineage: Eukaryota; Metazoa; Chordata; Actinopteri; Acipenseriformes; Polyodontidae. Bases 123 to 629 code for a protein of 168 amino acids. The record is from RefSeq and is a predicted model, not a curated record.
AGAGAGAAGAGGAGGAGCUCGCUGAGAGAAAGUCCGAUUUCUUUCCUGUGAUUCAAAUCGAGCGAGCGUGCCAUACCGACUUGCUGUGUGUGAAUGAGAAGCAUCACAACUGAACAAGAGAAAUGUGGAACCUCUUGGAAUGCCUCACUCUCCUGGCUGUUCUACACUUCUGCCCCCUACAUGCAGCCAUUGGCCGCACCCCUGUGAUCUCUCUUGAUGAAGACACUCUUUAUGGUUUCAAAGUGUCCUGUGUCUCGGGGGGGUGGUACCCCAAACCUGAUCUGCAGUGGACGGACGGGAGAGGGCAAGUUAUAACAGCUAUGUCUGAAACCAGCGAGGAGCAGGAUGGGGAGGGUCUGUACACUGUCAGGAGUUAUCUGAGGACACCCAAGCUGGAGGGGGGCCAGGUUUCCUGCGUCAUUAAAUACGGAGAGGACCAGAGAGAGCUGCGAUCGAGCGCUAAAAUCGUUGCAGGAGAUAGUGUUCCAUCUCUUCCAGGCUGGCGUGUGUCGAGUGUACUUCUUUCGGCUGCUUUUAUUUCUGUUCUGUUGUUUAUAGGCAUCAGCCUGGGGAUCCGGAGGAGUUGUAGCUGGCGGCGUUACAAAAUUAGACCCGUGCGCCUGUUUUGAUCUGAAUUAAAGGUACAGCGCAACCACCUUGCUGUGAAGAGUUGCAUAUGAAAACAAACAACCAACACCUGGCAGCGUCUCGAACAGUACGUCAGAAAUGAACAUAGCUGGAGUCGACAGCCAAUGGGAAAGGACAGGAUUUAUUCAGCAUUACUUUUGUUUUUGUUUUAAAACAGUGUUUAUUUAUUUAUUUUUUUGCAAUUUCUUAAUAAAGUUAAACUGAGCUGCC